Austrofundulus limnaeus is the source of this 829-nucleotide messenger RNA. RefSeq names its product chromosome unknown C1orf52 homolog (gene cunh1orf52). The record is from RefSeq and is a predicted model, not a curated record. Lineage: Eukaryota; Metazoa; Chordata; Actinopteri; Cyprinodontiformes; Rivulidae.
CAAAAUGACCGAAGAGAAUAAAUCGGGUUCUUUAGGGUUUUUUUCGAGUUACGACGAUUUGAGCGACAGUAGCAGCGACUCGGACGAGGAGCGAGACGGAGGAAAGAAGAAAGCGGGGACCUCAGCUCAGGAAAGCGGGGACCAGUCGUCCCAACAGGCRGCCAAGCGGACCGGAGCUCCUUUACCCAGACCCGACGAGCUGUUCAGCUCCGUGUCCAAACCUGCCUUUCUMUAUAACCCGCUGAACAAGGAGAUAGACUGGGACAGCCUGACGGUCAAACCGCCCGAAGAGCCUGACCGAGAGUUCAAGCCGUGGAAGACGAACGCUGUGCCGCCUCCUGAGAGCUACGCUGCGGAGCCUGAAAGGAAGAAGGGGCCUCCUCCUGGAAUGGACAUGGCGAUAAAAUGGUCCAACGUGUACGAGGACAACGGUGCAGACGCGCCGCAGGCYUACACCGGCAAAGCUCGCUUCUUACCCACAGAGGAGCAACCUUCUGACUCUGAUGAGGAAUCAUCGCAGUCUGCUCUGUCUGCCAAGAAACGUCGAGUAGAGAGCUUUCAGCAGAAGGAAAAGAGGAAGAGGGAUUUGGGACAAGCCACCUCUGACAAGAACUUUGUGGAGGAGGAGAAAAGGAUCCUCAGGCAAAAAGUGGAGUGAWGCACAAACAGUUUUUGAUGGAAAACAUCGUUACAGCUGCAGACAACAUUCACAAAUGUCCGUUAUUUUUAUCUACAUAGCCAUGUGCUGUCAUUUGUGAAAGAAUAGUGAUUUUUUUCAAAUCACAGAGCAAUCAAAGCUUUAAAUGAAUACAAAGAGUGCUGAAUAUUA